This is a messenger RNA of Bactrocera latifrons, 1282 nucleotides long. Its product is annotated as cysteine-rich hydrophobic domain-containing protein 2. The record is from RefSeq and is a predicted model, not a curated record. NCBI's taxonomy places the organism in Eukaryota, Metazoa, Arthropoda, Insecta, Diptera, Tephritidae. The transcript has 5 exons. The coding region runs from base 668 to 1162 and encodes 164 amino acids.
UAUAAAACAAAAGGGAUCAAAAAUACAUUUUCCUAAUGGUAGUGAUUUGUUUUUAAUUGUAUUCAGAAAAUUGCUCUUAACAAAUGAAGUGCAAAGCCAAAUAAAAGGCACAGACUUUUAUAAGAAAUCUUUUUGAAUUAAUUGUAUUGCAAAUAAUGUAGCAGUAGUGGACAAACAAAUUAUGUGAAGCUUAUUCAUUUGUGAGUCGUGAUAAUUGCGAAAGGUUGUAUCGAAGUAUGUGGCAAUUAUAUGAAAAUAAUAAUACAAGAGGUGUUAAAUGACUUUCGUACAGUAUUACAUAUAAUUUUCGGCUGUGAUAUUAUUAGUGUGCAAAUCAAUAAACGACUAGUAAUACGUUGAAGAUUACAACAACAGCAAAUCCCAGAUAACACAAUAUUUAUUUAAUGGAAUACGUUUGUAUAUAUAGACAAAAGUGCAUUGAAAUGAAUUGCAGCAGCUGUAGUGAAAUGCAAAAAGAAACACUAUAACUUAGUGAUAGCCAUAAUAACAUCAAAACCCAUUUAAACUAUUAUGGCGUACCAAAUCUUGAAAAUGAAUUAUUGAAAUACAUAUACAUAUUUGUAUCUGAAAAUUUGUCUAUACUUCUCAGUCAUCCUUGACAUCUAAUUCCUUGGUAUUACACUUUUGUAAAUCUUCUGACUGGUCAAUGGCUGACUUCGAUGCAAUUUAUGAAGACGAACAACUGGAGGAGCACUAUGAAGAUCAAAUGGUCGCACCUGUCCCAGAACCAAUCAUUAUUCGAGGUGCUGGCAACAUGACAGUAUUUGGUUUGAGUAAUCGUUUCAACACAGAAUUUCCCUCGGGUCUGGUUUCGCGUGUUGCACCUGAAGAAUUCAAGGCAACAAUCGGACGUAUUAAUGGAAUUUUGAAGAAAACAUUACCAGUAAACGUGAAAUGGCUAUUCUGCGGCUGUGUAUGUUGUUGUUGUACAUUAGGUUGUUCCCUUUGGCCAGUCAUUUGUUUGAGCAAACGGACGCAAAACACUCUUGAUAAGCUGCUUGAAUGGGAGAAUAGCCAUUUGUAUCAUAAACUAGGCCUGCAUUGGCGACUUCAUAAGCAACAAUGUGAUUCAAAUUCGAUGAUGGAGUAUGUGCUGCGUAUUGAAUUUAUACCGAAGACGCCUAUUUAUCGUCCGGAUUAAAUAAACAUGAUUUGAAGAUCGAACAUCAUUUUAAGCGGGGGAAGGGGGGUUUUAAGUCGGCCUUGGGCUUUGAUUAUGCAUAGAGUUUGAAAUAAUUUUUAUUAGAAUAACUGGAAGAAA